Striga hermonthica is the source of this 501-nucleotide messenger RNA. NCBI's taxonomy places the organism in Eukaryota, Viridiplantae, Streptophyta, Magnoliopsida, Lamiales, Orobanchaceae. The record is from the annotation of a GenBank genome assembly.
AUGAAGCGAGAAAGGUACAAUAUCCAUUGUGAUAGUCAGAGCGCAUUGGAUUUGAGUAAGAAUGCGAUGUACCACUCUCGCACGAAGCACAUUGAUGUCAGAUAUCAUUGGCUACGUCAAGCAAUGGAAGAACAACAGUUCAAGUUGGAAAAGAUUCACACUGACGAUAAUCCUGCUGACAUGAUGAUGAAAGUUGUAACAGGGGGAAAGCUUCAGCUUUGUGCCGAGUUGAUCGGCCUGGAAUGCAUGUUCGAGGAGUGUUACAAAUGCUUCAAGUUUUCAUAUGCUGCAACUUGUUUACGACUAGUUGAUGUUAUGGUGAACAAAAUUGAGAAAUCUAAGAGCUCGACUCCGUCGACUCUAAGAGCAUUUUCUUGUUCUGUUAGCACGUGGCUUAGAAGUAUGCGAGAUGUUCCUCUGAAUGAGGAGGUGAAAAUCAAUAACCCAAAUGUUACUACUGCUGUGUCAAUCUUGGGAUUGUCCAAUUCUUUAUCAAGGUGA